AUGCGUCUGGCUUUCGGUGUGUCAACGGAUGACUUUAGUUGAAGUCCUGGCGGGAUGAUGUCGGAGUCGCGGCAGCGUUUGAGGAAGAAAAUGUCUCGUCAAAUCGUUCUCAUGACUGGCUGCUCAGCGGGUAUUGGUCUUGCCACAGCUAUACGUCUCUCAUUGGACCCCGAUCAGCGAUACAUCGUCAUCGCUACCAUUAUCGCGAUGUCGGAGAAAAACGAUUUGGUAACUGCUGUAGGGGACGCUCUAAACAAAACAAUUUUUUAUUGAGGAAUUAGACGUGACGAGGGAUACUGACAUCACAACUGUAGUUGAGAGAACCCUCACAGAAUACGGGAGAAUAGAUAUCCUUCGUAAGUCAUUUGUUUUUCGUUUUGUAAUUCAUAUAAAAAAAUACAUGUAUACAGGCCCAAAGAAAAGAAAGAUUGCUGCCGUGCUGGAAAAAAGCACUUUAAAGAUGUUUUUGACAUGGUAUGACCACAGUUAACGACACUGACUAUACCAAGUGUCUUAGGACUAAUUCUUAACGGCGUAACAUGGGAUUAGUAGGUCUAUAUUUCUUUUAAAUGGAGAUUUCAAAGGGCUUUUUCAUGACUAUGGAUUCACACUAGUGAAUAUUUACAAUUCGAUUGCUUCAUAAGAAAUAUAUAUGAAAGAAAUAACUAACGGUAAAGAAAUCAAGAUAAAUUUUACACACCCGUCCUGGAGAGAACUCAGAGUCUUCUACAAUGUGACCGCUGUGUGGAACAUAACAUGAAAUCCUCUUCAAAGUGAUAGAAUACUGAAAUUGAACCCAUUGAAUAUCGACGUGUACACAAAGCCAACUAUGUGAAUACACUAUGAACAGUCGUAUUGUGCAGAUAUCCAAAGUGUGAGGUCAUCAUUGCGUGUUAUUCUGAGCCCCUCCACAGUGUGAAACCCUUCCUUCCAUCGGGAAAGUUAUUUUCUACCAAAAUGAAGGCUUCCUUUCGCAACGUAAGUGGGACCUUAGACAUUGAAAAGACUGUAAAAUAUGCAUAUGUGAUGUAAUACUAUUUUUCAUCAAAUCUCCCUUGCUAUUCUUCUCUUAAACCUUAAACAUGUUAAAUUCAAUAUCGCCGGUAUUUGCUCCGUCAAUAUUCCUGAGCUGGUGCAGAGGGACAUGAUGGAGAAGAUGUUCAAGGUGAAUGUGUUUGGUGCGAUUAGACUCACUCAGGCAGUCUUACCUCAGAUGAAACGAAGAAAGGCGGGAAAGGUCAUCGUCAUCUCAAGUAUAGUAGGAAGAACAGCAUGGCCCUAUUUUGAAGUAUACAGCUCGAACAAAUUCGCAUUGGAAGGAUACUUUGAGGCCCUUGCUGCUGGUCUACGUGCAUUUAAUAUCAGAGUUUGUCUCGUCGAGCCUGGAGGAGUCAAAACUCAUCUACUGAGAGAACCAGUAAAAAGCGUCGAACAUCUACUCCAAGAUGGCUCCAUUGAAGAAAACGAUCGUCGUCAGCUCGUAAGAUUGAUGGGUAUAAUCGUCGCAGAUAAGGGCCCCACCGGGGGCCCCACCAGAGUCACGUCUGAUGCUGUCGCCGAGGCCAUAAUGACAAGGUGUAUUGACCUAGAGAAAUCGGUGUUGAGGCAUUUCCUUGCAGAGGAAUUUUACGAGAACGUACAAGCAGGGCUGGCAGAUAUGACUGGAGAGAAAGCUGUCGCAAGUUCGCAGAGAAUGCUCUGAUUUCUACACAUCUACACUGUUAAAAAAAUUUAACAGAAGUUCCUGAAACAGAGUUUAGAACACACCUGUAAUUUUAAUUAUUGUACUCUGUGAUCUUACAUUCACUGUUUAAUAUUACAGAAUAUUGGUAUUUGUUGUAUGGAACCUUACAAAUUUUAUGUAAUGAAUUCUUGGGUCUUUUUUAAACAGACCCGAAUUGCAGAAAAUGUUAUAUCAUAACAUUGAUAAAGAAUAAAUCUGUUAUUUUCUUUUUUUCUUCUGUGCAUUAAAUACUUCAUUAUCCAGCAUAUAUUAUUACCCUGUAAAAAGAAGAUUUUUACAGGGUAAUAAUAUAUGCUGGAUAAUGAAUAAUACCUUUUUGGAUGGGUGGGCCGAGAAAUUUCCCUAUAAAUUAUUAACAUUUAUCCCUGUAUGACAUAUUCAAAUUAUUCAUUUUUGCUACAUUAUACGCUGACAAAUUCUGGUCUAAUUCAAUGUAAUUGUGGUUCCUUGACUAUAGGAAUUUAGUGCUCCUACUUUUUAACUUUCAUUGCUUUUGCAAUUUUUAUGUUUGUACAUCAUAUUUUGAUUUGAAUUACUUGCAUAUAUUUUUACCCUUUUUACUUCCUUCUUUAUCUUCUUUUGAGGAAAUAUUCUAAUGGAAAUGAUGACGAGUGAGUGUCAAUUAAUCCAUGAACAUCUCAGGACUGAGCUUGCUAUGUUUGCUCAAAAUAAAUUUCAUAUGCACCUUAACUGUAGAACAGGGAUUCUCAAAUGGUGGCGCGCGCGCCAUUUGUGGCGCACCGAGCCUUGCGGAGUGGCGCUCGGGAGCCGGUAUAAAAUAAAGUAAAAAUAAGGGAAAAUUGGGGAGAAAAAAUGUAUUUAUUAGUAACCUGGAAAUAAGGAUUAGGUGAUCAUUUUAAUACAAAGAGAAAACAAAAACUCUUUACUUGACACUUAAUUGCUAAUUGAUUUCCUCAGAUUUUGUCCAAUUUAACACUCGAUAACCCCUGUUAUGGAGGAUCGAUGGUGUUCUCCUUUUUUAUUUAUUCUAUGCUGUACAAAGUUUAUGUCCCACACAAGUGAUCUGAAAACUCCGUUUGUAGGAUUUCUAUUUCAACGGCGACAAAUUUUGCAUUUCCAGAGCAUACGUUUUGGUUAAGAGUUAAACAUCAAAUAGUAUGAUAUUCAAAGAACAUCCUGAUCAUAAAAGAUUAUGAAUAUGGGACAUAACAAGCUUUGAUUCCGGAGCCGAUUAAAAUCCGAAGUUGUAAAAGUGAAAUACAUUAUGCUCAGAUGUAUUGCCUGCCGUGAUUGCCUGCAUGCACUCUUGCUUAAUACGAAUUGAAUGAAUGAUACUGCACGUGAGUUGUAGAGAAAGAGGGGCAGUUUGGGGCGUUAGUGCAAUGAAACGCCUAAAUUUCAGCCCUUGCAAAAUCUGGGAACGUAACUUAUUCAGCCACUGGCGUACAGAUGGGGGUGGGGAUUGGGGGCCCCCAAGUGGUUCACGGCCAAGACAAAAAAAAAAAAAAAGGAAAGAAAAAAGGAAAGGGAAAGAGUGGAAUAUUAUUUUCUUAAUAUUAUGUCAAAA
Messenger RNA from Lytechinus pictus (painted urchin), 3272 nucleotides. RefSeq names its product retinol dehydrogenase 8-like. Gene Ontology annotation, cellular component: cytosol. Lineage: Eukaryota; Metazoa; Echinodermata; Echinoidea; Temnopleuroida; Toxopneustidae. Gene Ontology annotation, molecular function: oxidoreductase activity. The coding region runs from base 1145 to 1702 and encodes 185 amino acids. The record is from RefSeq and is a predicted model, not a curated record. The transcript is spliced from 4 exons.